GUGGGCUAUUUCGAGUUGGGCGCCAAUGCACGAGCAAGCGCGUGGGCCGUCGCUCUCGGCGCCGCACGCACCGUCGCUCGAGACGCUUGCGGCGUCCAUUCCGCUCACGUGGCGUCGCAUCUUGCUUGCGCUGCUCUCCUACGGGCUGUUCUUCACCGACAUUCCGCGCAGCGGGUACGGCUUUGCCACGCUGCCCGCAGAUACGUUCAACCGGAUUCAAGAGUCGGUCUAUUCGUACUGGGGACCGUACAACUACCCUGUCAUGCGCAUCAACCGCACGCGCAGCGGUGCGUUUACGGGCGCGAUCGGUGUCAAGCCAGCGGCCGUUGCUACCGUGUGGAGCUACCGGUCCGAUACGUGCUCUGUCGGCCUGCGUGCGCUUGUUCAACAUUACGGCAUUCUUGGCUGGGAUCCCUGUCUCCUCUAUGCACAUGCCUGUAUGAACGUGUCGCUCGACCUCGCAACUGUGUUCACCAUGCUCGACAACUCGGUUGCAUCGCUCGUGUCUCGCGAGUCGCAGCCGACAGCACUGCGCGUCGAGUCGUUCUACAAGGACAAGGUGCACGAAGCGCUCGCGCCCACCGAUGCCGUGAUGGAGCACGAGUUUCGCAGUGUCCAGGCGUACGUCAUGCACUCGGCCUACGAUGCGUGCCAUGCUUUGCGCGCGAUUCGACCCAACUUUUGCGAGCAGAGCCAAGCCGACUAUAGCACGCUGAGCGCGCCGCGCGCUGGCAUUGGCCGCGUCUCGCAGCACAUUCAAAAACGAUUUGCUUUGGCUCUUGCCGCCUUGGAUAGCUCGACGCAGGUGGCUGAGAUGGUUGUGAUUGAGAGCGGCGCUGACUUUCGGCCGUGGAUUGGUGGCAUGGCGAUUGUUCGCCCGCGUAACUUUGACAUUGUCACGCUCCUCCGCGUUCGCAACUGCUCGACGCCAAGGGCGUGUACCACCGUGUCGGUCGACGACUACCGGUACGAAGGCGGCCUUCUCAACACCAACACUGUCAAUACGUACCGCGCCGUGCGAUGUCUUCGCUUUGUGGGCCAACUGUACAACAUUAUUCGCGUCGGCGUCUUGUUUUACGGCUGCUACCUCGCGGCGUCGCGCCGAUAUCGCCCCGCGCUCGGCUGCUUUCUUCGGAUCCCGGCCCAAGUCAUCAUCUACGGCAGUUGGUUUCCCGUCCUUCUCUUUGCGAUGGCGCACGCGAUGGACGCGCCGUUCGUGUACCUGCUCGUGUACCGUGCAUUUUCCAGUGUCAACGGCAAUCUGGUCAUCACGACCGAUUACAUUUACUUUGUGCUGACGAUGCUGUCGUGCCACAUGCGCAACGUGUGGGUGCUCAGCCUCUUGACCAAAGGGCUAUUGCUCGCAGCGCGCGACCACCGUCGGGGCCAAGCGAUCCUCGGCUUCCGCGGCUACGUCCUUCCGCUCGUGUCGUUUUGCUCGAUCGGCUUUGAGAUUCGCUUGCUCUCGAUCCGAAAUACAGACAUCGUCCGCCACGCAGCCAUGGCGCCGAGUGCAAACGUCGCAGCGAUUCGGUAUUUGCACACACUGCCGAGCAACGUGCGCUACUGGGGCCUUUUCUUGGACCUGCGCUGCCUCCUGAUGGCCUUUCUUUGUCUUCACAUUGCACUUCGGUUCCUGCGCGUCAAUGUCGUGCGCGCGCGGUCGCUUGUGCCGUACGCAGUGACGUCGUACUGCAGCAGCAGCAUGUUUAGCACGUCCUGGAACACGCUCUUUGUCGACAAGGACGCGUCGACGGUCUCGAUGCACAAGAUGGCGACGCAGUCGGCGGUCGCCAAUCUAUUGUACCCGAGCGGCGGCCGGCGACAGGCCGAACACGUGCUCAUGAACGUCGCGUGGAUGACCGACCCGAUCGAAUACAUGGCGCACGCGCUGUGGUGGACAUCGACUGUGUUUGUGUACAAGGACAGCCGGUCCGGCUGCGUCUACUACCAUCCCCUGAGCUUGCAAGAGCUGCGGACGCACGACGACGACGAGAUGGAUAACAUCCUCAGCGUCGUUCGCAAAGACACGCUGCUCUCGCUCCGCUGGAGCGACCGGAUCUACACGUGCUAGCCAUCGAGUUCAAUCGUUAUAACAGUCUAGUCACGUGCGAACGAAUCGAGUUCAAUCGUUAUACUA
Molecule: messenger RNA, 2140 nt
Organism: Saprolegnia diclina VS20
Lineage: Eukaryota; Oomycota; Saprolegniomycetes; Saprolegniales; Saprolegniaceae
Exons: 4
Coding region: 26-2074 (682 amino acids)
Source: RefSeq, a predicted model, not a curated record